Molecule: messenger RNA, 794 nt
Organism: Acaulospora morrowiae
Lineage: Eukaryota; Fungi; Glomeromycota; Glomeromycetes; Diversisporales; Acaulosporaceae
Source: the annotation of a GenBank genome assembly
CAAAAAUUAUAAAUAUCGAUAAGAAAAAAUUUACCGUGGCUUUAUCUACUCGUCCUCGUGAAAUGACUACCGGAAAAAAUUCACCCAUAAUUCGUAAGAAGCUCGAUGAAGACUAUGAUUAUGAAGCCGAAAGAAAUUACACACCGAAAAAAGUCGAGCACAAGAAGGCUCCUACCAAAGGUCCAACUCGUGUAAUACCUCAUCCACUUUUUCACCAAAAAACUUAUAUAGAAGCCAUUGAGUACCUCGCUGAUAAAAGCAAUGGUUCUAUUGUCAUCAGACCAUCAUCCAAGGGGUUUGGCCAUAUCGGGAUCACGUGGAAACUUUAUAAUAAUAUAUAUCAACACAUCGAUGUUGUAGAAAAGGACAGAGAUGGAGCUCCUGUUGGCCGUAGGUUGGAAGUAGAAAAUGCACGAUAUGUCUAUUCUGAUUUGGACGAACUUAUCGUUGAAUAUGUGGAACAAAAAGCUCGAAUGGUUGAUGAGUUAACAAACCAUAUGAAAUUCAAACCUUCAGAAGAGAAUCUGAAGAAUUUCCUUGAUAUGAGUUUGAACGUGAACUCUAAACAAUCUUCGUACGGUUUUUGUCUUGAUCCUGAAAUACCGGGAGGAUUUUGCCUUAUGUUCAAAUUCAAGCAAAAUUCGAACAUUGAAAUAUGGAAAGGAUAUAUUAAACCAGAAGGAUACAAAUUAAAAGGAGAAUUGUAUCCUACGGUAAUAGAAAUGAUCAACGGAUUUAAGAAAAUAAUUUCUCAGACACGAAGUUCCGGCAGCAUGGGCCAUUUAAGAAGAUAA